This is a messenger RNA of Coniophora puteana RWD-64-598 SS2, 378 nucleotides long. RefSeq lists its product as uncharacterized. The annotation marks the transcript as partial. NCBI's taxonomy places the organism in Eukaryota, Fungi, Basidiomycota, Agaricomycetes, Boletales, Coniophoraceae. The transcript has a single exon. The record is from RefSeq and is a predicted model, not a curated record.
GCUAUCCCCGCACAUGCCCUCCGCGAGCCCGCCACGAAUCCACCUAUGGCGGCUCUGACGCUCAAGUGCGAGAUGCUACCAUGGCAGCUCACCAUCUGGCCCUCGGGUGGCGCUUCGGUCGUCACCGUGAGCGACGUCCUCGAGCAGCUAUACCGCUUCCUCCGCCUCGGCGCCACCGCCGAGGAGUACAAAGCCCUGCCGUCGCAGGCACACCGUGACGCUGUCGCAGAGGCAUACCGCGCGCGCUGCAUGCGCGCCGGCGCCGCGUCGUUCGAAAUCGAACGGCGCAAGGGGCUCAAGCGCGUCGAUUUCCUCGUCGGGCACACCAAGUUUCUUGGGCUUAUCUGCACCAAGCUGGGCCCGAACGUGUGGGCACUC